CAGACUCUUGGUCCAAGCUCUCAGGAGCAUAUGGGAGCAGGGAGUACUCUGAAGUACAGGGACAUUUCUCUAAGGGAUCCUUGAGCCUACACAAUGUGCUUUACCCCCACAAAGUAGGACGCAUUGCCCUCUCCUCGGGCCAGGUGGCUCAGCUGUCGAGUACCAGCCAGCUGUUCUGCAAGGGCAACCCAACUCCUGAGCUGGUGCUGAUGGGAGGACAGGCCUGACAUUGCUGGAGUAUCAUCUCUUCCCCGAAACACGCCAUUCCUGACAGGACACAGUCUGAUUUCUUCUUGCUCUUACGGGCAAUGCCUGCCUCUGAGUGGCCAUAGAAACUCUGGCUCCUCGAGAGAAGGGACCACCUCUUUGGUGCUGUGUUGAAGGAUGGCUGGAUCCCUCCCUGCCAGCCGCUGGCUCCUAUUACUGUGUGUGGGAUUCCUGGCAGUGGCCUUAUGUGUUGACUCAGUGGGGUCAGAGAAACUUGGAAGCAGAAGAAGCCGAGAGAAGACAUCCCAGUGGAAUGAGUAUCCCACAGACCAGGGAAAAAGCAGCAUGCUUCUGCCAGCCUCUAACGACCCGGAACCCCUUCCUGAGCAGUCUCGCAGCAUCGACCCCCGGGACACCUGGAUGCUCUUUAUGAAACAGUCAAAUAAAGGGGUGAACAGCAAGAAACGGGGCAAAGGCAAAUCAAAAAAAUUCAAAUUUGGCCUGCCAGGCCCACCAGGUCCUCCCGGCCCUCAAGGAGCCCUGGUAACACCAGAAGAAUUGCUGAAGGACUUCCGGCUGCUGCUGAAAGAGGUGGUAAAGGAGCGGGAGAGGAUGAGCCUGAAGGCCUGUGAAGGUUGCCAGGAAGGUGAGGAAGAGGAGGAGAGAGGAGAAGAUGACAUCUUGGCACUUGUUGCUGGUCCGUUGGCAAAGACUAAGCCACAGCAUCGAGUGGAGGCAGCCUUCCACUGCCGAAUACGGAGAAACAUUUCCAUUGAACGAAGAUCCCUGCAAGAGCUGCAGAUCUAUUACAUACCUCAAAAAGAGGGGGUGUUCCAUCGAGGCCUGGGGCUGAACCUGACCAGCGGCCAAUACACAGCACCUGUUGCAGGGUAUUACACCUUCACCGCCACCUUGCACAUCGUUCAUGGAGAACAACAGAAGAAAGGGCAACAGCGUGCAAGAGAUCGCCUGCGGGUACUGAUCUGCGUCCAGUCUCUGUGUCAACAUAACAUUUCUCUGGAGACGGUGGCUGGUUUGGACAGCAGUGAACUUUUCACCAUCUCAGUCAGUGGAGUCCUGUACUUACAGGCUGGCCAGUAUGCCUCAGUUUUUGUAGAUAAUGCCACUGGAUCAUCCCUCACUGUUCGAAGUGGCUCGGAUUUCAGUGCUGUUCUUCUGGGAGUGUGAAUGGUCUCAAACCAUCUACUCUUACAUGCUGUAAGCUGAAUUGGUCUCUUCGCAAGAACCACCUUAAUUCCCUUCCACCCAAGCUCAGGGAGCAAAGCAUAGUGAGGUCAGGAGCAGCAGUCUCUACAAAUUCUGCUUGUGCAGCCACCAUACUUUGCACAAGAUCUCAAGCUGGAGAGCCGGAAAGAAAAUUGGAAGCAUGAAAAAAGGAGGACUCACUAAAUCCAUCCCCCUUUAAUUUAUGGCCAGAUUUUGAACCUUAUUUUACACGGACAAUUAUAAUAUGGCUGACUUCUAAAACCAGACCAACUUUUAUAAAGGAAACCCUCCCCCCAAUCAAGCACAAAUGCUUAGGAAAAGGUGAUUUGAAGAAGCCUUCAACCAUAGACUAGCACUUUGGCAGUUUUUUGUUGUUCAGUUUUUCAGCAGCCAAAGCCAGAUUAUGUAUAUAGCUCUAGCUUUCUUAUAGCUUAUCAGUUAAGGUUUGCUAUCAGCAGGCACUGGUACUUGGAAGUUAAUUUUCAAUGCAGAGCAGUGUCCUGAUAAGGCAGCAGACUAGUUAGAACAUGAAUUACUAUCCAAUGAUUUUCCACUUCCUAGGCAGUGUACUCACAUCACCACCCCAUUCUCUGCCCGUGGCAGAGAGCCCAGUGAACGGGUGGUGGAGAUACUCACCGUUACGCCUGGUUUUGGUCCCGAUAGCACAGUCUAACUCCGAUUAACCCAGUGGGACUACGUGCAUAAAUAAGGGCUGCAGGAAUGGGCCCUAAAUUAAUAACAAAGGCAGGGAAAGAAAAAGAUGCAGUCUCAUUUCUUAGUACCAUGUACUUAAUUCUUGAGCUCCUGCCAGAACUUCAAUGAGAUAUCCUAGAACUACACUCGGCUCCACCUUCAUGAUAGCAGGACAGGGGGCUCAACUCUCUCUGAAUUUUAUUUCUUCCCCACCAACAAAGCUUUUCCAGUCCUGCUGGAGAAACUGCUUUCACAGCAAAUGCUCCUUUCCGGAAACAAAGUUAACCUGGACUAGGGCAUUUGCUAUUGGCAGCACUUUCACAAAAUCUUUCAGGAAAAAGCUACGCACGCUGUCCUUUACAUAAAACACUAGCGCUCCCUACAAACCAGCUCAUAUAAUUCGCUGGUUAGAAAAUGGUAAGUACCUCUCUAUUGCAAUAAAAGACCAGCAGCAUGGCUGCAGCUGGCAAGGCUCAGGCUGUGGUGCUUAAAAUUGCAGUAUAGACAUUCAGAUUCAUGCUGAGACCCCACAAUGAGGGAGGGUCUCUGAGCCCAGGCUCCAGCCUGAGCCUGAACAUCUUUGCUGCAAUUUUUAUCCCCACUGCCCAAGUUAAAUGACCUGGGCCCUGAGACUCAGUGCUGUGAGCUUUUCAUUGCAAUGUAGCCAUACCCUUACUGUUGUCUUGGAAAAGCUUUACAAGUAUUUUGGAGCCCUGGUAACAAAGUAGGACGUAAGCCCCAAGUUCAAAAAUUUGGUGCUUUCAGCUUUUUAUGGUAUGUAGCAACUUACACACCAAAUUCCUGCAGUCUUUACUCUAGCUGAAUUCCCACUGAAGUUCUGGAGAAUUCAAGCCUGAAAGCCCUUCUCUUUACGAGGAAAAGUAAUUGUGUUCUUAUUAUGUGGCAAAAUCCUAGUGAACGCAGACCAUGUUGUAGCUUUCACACAAAUCAGCAGAUCAAGGCAAAUGUCAGGGUUCCCCAUGGCAGGUCAAGGUAAGAUCUGAAGGACAGCAUCAGGGUUUACUGUUUCAUACAAAUGAACUGCCUUGUCUUCAUUAGGAUUUUACCACAUAUGUUAACACAAGGGAAAAAUACAGCUAGUCUUGUAAUGAAGAGGCACCCCAAAAGGACAGCAGUUCACUCUUAGGCAUUGAUCCUGCAAGGUGAGCAGUCCCCUGGGAAGUCUGUGGGAGUAGGGGACAUGGUGCAGCUUGCAGAGCCAAUCUGCUUGUGUCCUUAAAAUAAACUCAGCCUAUUGCUAUUUAGUGAAGGACAACUCAGUAUGCCCCCCGCAAAGGGGUAACACUGCUCAGCAGCAGAAUGUCCAAAAUGGACUUCUGUUCAGGAUGGCAUCAUAAUGGGUUGCUAUUCUUCACAGCAAAACACUAAAGCAAGUGUUGAAACAUUAAAUAAAAAGUCUAGACAAGACAGCUAAACUGUCUUGGGUGUUCUCUCAGUAAGUUGCUCACCCCUGCCACCUUACCCUGGAAACGUCAGCAGGCCUCCCAUCUUUAACUACAAUAAAGCUAAGGUUAGCCCUGGUCCUCCAAAAGCAGAUUGCAAUUUGUCUCCAAGCUACAACUAUUGUGAAACUCCUACAUUCCUCUCCCUGCGAUAUAGAUAAAUGUAUGGUAUAAAGCAUUUUAUGAAAAAAAUAUUUAUUGGAUGGUACUGUAAUAUGGAAUAUAUUUAUGUAACUGACUUGAGUUGUGCUUUCAGUAAUGUUUCACCAAAGAGGUUUGAGAAGGGGAGGGAUGACAGAAAAAUGAAUCUAUAGCCAAAGAAAACAAAAGGGAAGUGUGGGGAGAGACAAUGGGAAGAGGAAACAAAGGACUCUCUCCUCACACUUGAGACACAAAAAAGCAGAGGCAGCAAGGAGAAAGGAAUAAAAGAAAGUUCACCAGCUCCAGAUCCUCAAAGGUAUUUAAGCACUUAAGUGCACAUCUUGAAAGCAGUAAAGAUAGCCUGAAUGUUCCCUGCUUAGAGAUGCCCCAUCCACUCCUAUCUGAUGCCAGUCGCACUCCCAGCUGGCAUUAGAGGCAUCUUCCAACUGCCUCUGCCUCCACCCCCCUUAUUUGAUAAGCUGAGACAAAUGGGGGAUGGGAAAAGGAGGAGGAGGAGCAGGUUCAGUUUUUGUUCUGAGAACUGUUACCAGUAACGUUAUUUUUCCUCUCAUUUGUGGCUUUCUUCCCCCUUCCUCCCCCAUUAAUUUCCAAGCUCCUAAAUAAUUGCAUCCUCUGCCUGUUCACAUCACUACACAAUUACCAGAGGCAAGUCUAAACCUGCCCUUUAGUUUCUGACAGUAGAUUUGCUAGCACCCAGGAUUUCUCUUAAUCUCUUUAGAAGAGUAAAUGUUUUUUGAGGAAGCGCCUCCACUAUUUUUGCUCCAUUUCACAAUGUUUAACAUUUUAAAAGGGGCAAUUCUACAUCCCCUGAAAUCAAGAGCAAAACUUCCCUUGAUUUCCAAGUCACCAGAAUUGGGCUUGACAAACAUUUUGCACAGGCUGAAUUUCAGACCAGAUGCAUCCAUCAACCACCUUCUUAAUAUUACAUAACCAUGUUUAAUAACACUGAGAGAUCGUUCUCAGCUAGACCAAAUACAAUGAAGUCACUGCUCCAGGGUGGUAGACUAGCCAUUUGUGAAUGGGUAACUGGAAACUGAUG
This is a messenger RNA of Gopherus flavomarginatus (Mexican gopher tortoise), 4791 nucleotides long. It is a transcript of the gene ERFE, whose product is annotated as erythroferrone. Lineage: Eukaryota; Metazoa; Chordata; Testudines; Testudinidae. The coding region runs from base 385 to 1395 and encodes 336 amino acids. The transcript is spliced from 8 exons. Gene Ontology annotation, biological process: positive regulation of D-glucose import across plasma membrane; negative regulation of gluconeogenesis; positive regulation of insulin receptor signaling pathway. Gene Ontology annotation, molecular function: hormone activity. The record is from RefSeq and is a predicted model, not a curated record.